AAGAAGUUCCCAUACUUGUGUGUUGGCUGAGGGAUUCUUACCUUUGGCUCUAGGGACAUGGGAGGAGGAAGGGACAGGCGUUAGUGGCUGCUUCGACCUGAGCUGGAGUUUGGGGUGAUGACUCUGGGUGGGACUGUCUGUGACCGUCCCAGAGGCCCUGCAGGGGGGCGUCGGGCUGUCUCUGAGAAGGGGACAGGAGGCCUCCUGAGAUUGACCCCAGAUAGAAGCUUCCACGCCCGUCUCCAUUUCCUCGGAGCUGCCCUCUCGCCUACAUCCCUGCUAAGGCAACCGCCUCGCUGCCUUGUUUACCUGUGCUUCCUCCCGACCUGUGGGCUUCUCCAGAUGGGCAACUCGUACGCCGGCCAGCUGAAGACCACACGGUUCGAGGAGGUUUUGCACAACUCCAUCGAGGCCUCCCUGCGCUCCAACAGCCUGGUACCCAGGCCUGUCUUCUCCCAGUUGUACCUGGAAGCCGAGCAGCAGCUCUCUGCCCUAGAAGGUGGCGGCCGAGUGGACAAUGAGGAAGAGGAAGAGGAGGGAGAAGGGGCUCUGGAACAGAGCUGUACCCCAAAUCCCUACCAGCUGCACCCCCCACCUGAAGGAAGCUGCACCACGGAUGGGUUCUGCCAGGCGGGGAAGGACCUGCGUCUGGUCUCCAUCUCCAGCGAGGCCAUCGACGUCCCCGCGGGCUUCCUCCUCGUGGGGGCCAAGUCCCCCAGCCUGCCGGACCACCUCCUGGUGUGUGCCGUCGACAAGAGGUUCCUGCCCGAUGACAAUGGCCACAAUGCCCUUCUGGGUUUCUCUGGGAAUUGUGUCGGCUGUGGCAAGAAGGGCUUCUGCUACUUCACGGAGUUUUCCAAUCACAUAAAUCUGAAGCUGACCACCCAGCCCAAGAAGCAGAAACACUUGAAGUACUACCUGAUCCGCAACGCACAAGGCGCUCUGACCAAAGGGCCUCUCAUUUGCUGGAAAGGCUCAGAAUUCAGAAGCCGACAGAUGCCCGCUGGUGCGGGCUCCAGCUCUCUGUUCCUGCCGCUGGAGAGCGCAGGGCCGCCAGCUCCCUUUCCCAGCGAACCUGGUCCUGGGGUGAACCCGAGCAUCCCGCUGGGAGCACUGCAAGCAGGACCAGCCUCUGACCACCCCGCACUGACCGCAGCAGUGGGUCCGGCUGUUUUCAACGGCAAAGACUCGCCAAAGCACCAGCCGCCGGUGAAGACCCAUCUGUCCGCCGUGCCGCGUCCCUCGGCCUUAGGUAUCUUAGCAAACGCCGGGCCCCCCAAGAAACGCCACAAAGGGUGGUCUGCAGAAUCUCCAUCUGCUGCAGGUGGUGGGAACAGAGCGAAGUGUGAGAGCGCAGGCUUGACCUGCGUGCCCCAGGUUGGCUUGGUGGGACCAGCUUCAGUCACCUUUCCCGUCGUGGCCUCUGGAGAGCCCGUGUCUGUUCCUGACAACUUGCUGAAGAUAUGCCAGGCCAAGCCGGUCAUCUUUAAAGGCCACGGGAACUUCCCUUACCUGUGCGGGAACCUGAACGACGUCGUCGUGAGCCCCCUCCUGUACACCUGCUACCAGAACUCCCAGUCCAUCUCCAGGGCCUACGAGCAGUACGGCGCCUCCACCAUGCAGCCCAUCUCAGAGGAGAUGCAGCUCCUGCUGACCGUCUACUACCUCGUCCAGCUGGCGGCCGAUCAGGUGCCCCUGAUGGAGGACCUGGAGCAGAUCUUCCUGCGCUCCUGGCGCGAGUCGCACCUGACGGAGAUCCGGCAGUACCAGCAGGCGCCCCCCCAGCCCUUCCCGCCCGCGCCCAGCGCCGUGGCGCCCGUGACCUCGGCGCAGCUGCCCUGGCUGGCCGGCCUGGCCGCCAGCUCCUGCAACAACAGCGUGCAUGUCAUCGAGUGCGCCUACUCCCUGGCCGAGGGCCUCUCCGAGAUGUUCCGGCUGCUCAUCGAGGGCAAGCUGGCCAAGACCAACUACGUGGUGAUUAUCUGCGCCUGCCGGAGCCCCGCCAUCGACUCCUGCAUCGCCGUCACCGGAAAAUACCAAGCCCGGAUUCUUUCUGAGAGCCUCCUCACCCCAGCCGAGUACCAGAAAGAAGUCAAUUAUGAGCUGGUUACGGGGAAGGUGGACUCGCUGGGAGCUUUCUUUAGCACCCUCUGUCCAGAGGGCGACAUUGACAUUUUGCUGGACAAAUUUCAUCAGGAGAAUCAAGGCCAUAGUUCUUCGUCACUCACUGCCUCCUCUGUCACCAAAUCGGCACCCCUGGAUGUCAGUGGGACACCAGCGUGCACAAGUUCCCAGCUGGAGGGUCACAGCAUCCGGCCCUUCCAGCUGGCCGUGGCCCAGAAGCUCCUCUCCCACGUGUGUUCAAUUGCGGAUUCCAGCACCCAGAACCUGGACUUAGGAUCCUUCGAGAAGGUGGACUUUCUGAUUUGUAUUCCACCCUCAGAAGUCACCUACCAGCAGACGCUCUUCCACGUCUGGCAUUCAGGGGUCCUGCUGGAGCUCGGCUUGGAAAAGGAGCACGUGACCAAGCAGAGGGUGGAGCAGUAUGUGCUGAAGCUGGAUGCCGAGGCACAGACCAAGUUCAAGGUCUUCCUGCAAAACUCCUUUCAGAAUCCGCACACCCUCUUUGUCCUCAUCCACGACCACGCCCACUGGGACCUCGUGAGUAGUGCUGUCCACAACCUCUAUUCGCAAAGCGACCCGUCCGUGGGGCUGGUGGACAGAUUGCUCAACUGCAAAGAGGUGAAGGAAGCCCCCAACAUCGUGACGCUCCACGUGACCUCCUUCCCUUACGCGCUGCAGACGCAACACACCCUCAUCAGCCCUUACAACGAGAUCCACUGGCCUGCCUCCUACAGUAACGGAGUGGACUUGUAUCCUGAGAAUAAGAAGUACUUCGGGCUGUCGGAGUUCAUCGAAUCCACCCUCUCUGGACACAGCCUGCCCUUGCUCAGAUACGACAGCUCUUUUGAGGCCAUGGUCACUGCCCUGGGAAAGAGGUUCCCCCGCCUGCACAGCGCGGUGAUCAGGACCUUUGUUCUCGUGCAGCACUACGCGGCCGCGCUGAUGGCCGUGAGCGGCCUCUCGCACAUGAAGAGCUACACGUCCGUGGAGACGCUGGAGAUCACCCAGAACCUCCUCAGCGCCCCGAAGCAGUGCCCUUGUGGCCACGGGCUCAUGGUCCUGCUGCGGGUGCCCUGCUCACCGCUGGCAGCCGUGGCCUACGAGCGGCUGGCCCACGUGCGGGCGCGGCUGGCCCUGGAGGAGCACUUCGAGAUCAUCCUGGGCAACCCCAGCUCUGGCAUCUCCAUCGGGAAGCACUUCUUGAAGCAGCUCAAGAUGUGGCAGAAAAUUGAGGAUGCGGAGUGGAGGCCUCAGACGUACCUGGAGCUGGAGGGCCUGCCUUGCAUCCUAAUCUUCAGCGGGGUGGACCCGCAUGGGGAGUCCUUACCAAGGUCUCUGCGGUACUGUGACCUGCGGCUGAUAAACUCAUCCUGCCUGGUGAGGACGGCGCUGGAGCAGGAGCUGGGCCUGGCCGCUUCCUUUGUGAGCAGUGAGGUUCCCCUGGAGAAGGGGGCCCGGCCGGAGGCCUUGGAGAGCGACGCCGAGAAGCUGAGCAGCACCGACAACGAGGACGAGGAGCUGGUGACGGAAGGCUCCACCUCGGAGAAGAGGAGCCCCGUGAAGAGAGAGCGAUCCCGCUCCCACGACUCGGCGUCUUCAUCCCUCUCCUCUAAGGCAUCCAGCUCCGCACCGGGCGGUGAGCCCUCGGCCCAGCCGGCAGGGCCCUCGCAGGGGGAGCAGGCGCGAUCGCCGCAGCCCUGCGGCCCCUCGGAGGAGGGCAGGGCCCCUGGGGAGAGAAAGAGGGCCCGGGCGGCGGGCCGGGGGCCGCCGUCCGUCAUCAGCAGGCACAGCCCCGGUCUGGCCCCCCAGCCGGACCCUGGCCUCAAGAGCUGCCAGCGGAGCAUCCAGGGCUCGGUGCCCUCGUCGUCCUCCCAGCUCUCGUCCUCGGGCUCGUCCUCGUCGUCCACGGCGGCCCCCGCCGGCCCGCUCGUGCUGCAGGCCACCCAGUGCUCCGUGACCCGGGCCUGCCGGCAGCCGCCCGUGGUCUUCCUGCCCAAGCUGGUGUACGACGUGGUCACGUCCACCGACAGCAGCGGCCUGCCCAAGGCCGCCUCGCUGCUGCCCUCGCCGGCGGUCAUGUGGGCCAGCUCGUUCCGGCCCCUGCUCAGCAAGACGAUGACGUCCACGGAGCAGUCGCUGUACUACCGCCAGUGGACGGUGCCCCGGCCCAGCCACAUGGACUACGGCAACCGCGCCGAGGGCCGCGUGGACGGCUUCCACCCGCGCCGCCUGCUGCUCAGCGGGCCCCCCCAGAUCGGGAAGACAGGCGCCUACCUGCAGUUCCUCAGCAUUUUAUCCAGAAUGCUCAUUCGGCUGACGGAAGUGGAUGUUUACGAUGAAGAGGAGAGCAAUAUCCACCUCAGAGACGAAGCGGACUGGCAGUACCUGCAGCUCACUGACCCCUGGCCGGACCUGGAGCUGUUCAAGAAGUUGCCUUUCGACUACACUAUUCAUGACCCCAAGUACCAGGAUGCCAGUCUCAUCUGCUCACACCAUCAGCGCAUAAAGAGCGAAGACAGAGGGACGCACCGGAAGCCAGACGACCUCUACGUGCGGCGGCAGACGGCGCGGAUGAGGUUGUCCAAGUACGCGGCGUACAACACGUACCACCACUGCGAGCAGUGCCACCAGUACAUGGGCUCCCACCCCCGCUACCAGCUCUAUGAGUCCACCCUGCACGCCUUUGCCUUCUCUUACUCCAUGCUAGGAGAGGAAAUCCAGCUCCACUUCAUCAUCCCCAAGUCCAAGGAGCACCACUUCGUCUUCAGCCAACCUGGGGGCCAGCUGGAGAGCAUGCGGCUGCCUCUCGUCACAGACAAGAGCCACGAAUACAUAAAAAGCCCGACGUUCACCCCCACCACGGGCCGACACGAGCACGGACUCUUUAACCUGUACCACGCGAUGGAUGGCGCCAGCCAUCUGCACGUGCUGGUGGUCAAGGAGUAUGAGAUGGCCAUUUAUAAGAAGUACUGGCCCAACCACAUCAUGCUCGUGCUCCCGAGCAUCUUCAACAGCGCCGGAGUGGGCGCUGCCCACUUCCUGAUCAAGGAGCUGUCCUACCACAACCUGGAGCUGGAGCGGAACCGGCAGGAGGAGCUGGGCAUCAAGCCGCAGGACAUCUGGCCUUUCAUCGUGAUUUCCGACGACUCCUGCGUCAUGUGGAACGUGGUGGACAUGGACGGCGGCGGCGGGGAGAGAAGCAGGGAGUUUUCCUGGACGGAGAGAAACGUCUCCUUGAAGCACAUCAUGCAGCACAUUGAGGCGGCCCCCAACAUCACCCACUACGCCCUGAUCGGCUUGCGGAAGUGGUCCAGCAAGACCGGGAGCCGCGAGGUGCGCGAGCCCUUCUCCCGCUGCCACGUGCACGACUUCAUCAUCUUGAACGUGGACUUGACCCAGAACGUGCAGUACAACCAAAAUCGGUUCAUGUGUGACGACGUGGACUUCAACCUGCGCGUGCACAGCGCCGGCCUCCUGCUCUGCCGCUUCAACCGCUUCAGCGUGAUGAAGAAGCAGAUCGCGGUGGGCGGGCACCGGUCUUUCCACAUCACGUCCAAGGUGUCUGGCAACCCCAUGGCCGUCGUGCCCUCCCAGUACAUCUGUGCCCCCGACAGCAAGCACACGUUCCUCGCGGCCCCCGCGCAGCUCCUGCUGGAAAAGUUCCUCCAGCACCACAGCCACCGCUUCUUCCCACUGUCCCUGAAGAACCACGGCCACCCCGUGCUGUCUGUCGACUGCUACCUUAACCUGGGGUCACAGAUCUCCGUGUGUUACGUGAGCUCCAGGCCCCACUCUUUAAACAUCAGCUGCUCCGACUUCAUGUUCAGUGGCCUCCUGCUGUACCUCUGUGACUCUUUUGUGGGAGCCGGCUUUUUGAAAAAGUUUCAUUUUCUGAAAGGUGCGACCUUGUGUGUCAUCUGCCAGGACCGGAACUCACUCCGCCAGACGGUCGUCCGCCUGGAGCUGGAAGACGAGUGGCAGUUCCGGCUGCGAGACGAGUUCCAGACGGCCAAUGCCAAGGAGGACCGGCCCCUCUUCUUUCUGACCGGCCGGCACAUCUGAGGGAGGAGCCUGCAGAGCCUCGCGCUGCUGAGGCCAAAGGAAGAAUCAGAACCAUGGGGUGUCUGGACUGGACCGGGCCCCAGCGAGCCCCUCAUGGUACGUGCCAGGGAAGCGAGGCCCAGAGACGGAUGGGAGCGACGGGGAUGGUGGGUGGCGAGCAGCAACGCAAAUCCUAGACCCUAGGUUCCGGGCCAGACCCCACCGCCCUGUGUCCAAGUCCAUCUUUCUGAAGAACCAAGUUUUGCCGAUGUCGCCGCAUCCACAUGCUUCUGUGGACAAACCUGACUUUUCUCUUAGUCCCGAGGGAUCACUCUUGGAUGGCUUUGUAGACGUGCCAGCAUUGCAGAUGACGGCUCUGAUUUGGGUGGUGUAGGCGUCCCUGUUACCUGUGACAAAGCAAUGUUCCCAAAGAACCGUUUUAAUUGUAAAGGUUGGAGACCAGACACCACCAAGCAGUCAUUUAAUGAGAAUCAUGCACGUUUGCUCUUGUAGAAGCUCGCCCACAGGCAUCACAUUCAGAAAGGAAAACUCUAGUUUCGGUUCAGAGCAAAUGCCAUUCUGAUAGUAUAGGGUAAACACCCUACCUCUUAGAAAGGGCAAAAGUGAAAAGAAAUUUAAAAAAAAAAAAAAAAAAAAACCAACUGCAAGAGUUUCAGGAAGGAAGUUAGAGUUACAGAGGUUGACCUUGAGAAAGAUGAUUUGCCUUACAAAGGAAAGAGGCCCCAGUGGCUUACUUCAAACAGGGAAAACAACCAAAGCAAGAUAGCCUAUACUUAAGAACUAGACUUCUGACUCUUAUUUAUGGAGGCUCGGUGUUCAGUUCCUUGAAUCGCUUGUCUUCUCCUAUGAAUGUUUGGUCCCCGACCGGAGAGGAAGGGGGACAGACGAGGCAGCCGGGAGGUUCCGCGAUGCCCACACUCCUUUGCCUGCCAGCGUGCCAGAGCGCCCCCUAGAGGCCGGCCUUGGGUCAGGUGCUUUCCCAGAUCUUGCGGGACCCUUCCAGCAGCCUGGCUGGGUGGAGUCAUGCUUCCCAUUUGAAAGAUGAGCCGGUCGAGGUGCAGUGUGCACCUCACCAGGAGCCCACAGUUUGGAGAGAAGCAGAAGCAGAGUCCUGGAUUCUGGAUUCCAGGGUCCAUCUCCCCCCAACCCCACAUUGCUGAUGGAGUGGCCUGUAACCAAAGAAAAAUCGAGAGCUGCUCAGAAGUGAAGCAGCAGCGUGCCCUCGUCUCUGUCCGUCCUGGACCUGUAUGAGCACUCGGAUGGGUGACAGCCCGAGAAGAAGUCCUUUUCAAAGACGAUGCCAAAGAGUUAAUGUCAGUGUUUUCUUCCCUAAGAAAAAAAAAGUCCAUGAGUAGAAAAGAUUUAGGUCAUGUUUCUAAAAUGAUCACUUUGUACCUGUCAUUAUUCCUAUUUUGGAGUAAAAACUUACCUUCUGUUCUACUUGUUUUUUGUAAAUAGCCACUUCUGGGCUGCUCUUCCCAUUUUAUUAGUUAAUUUAAACUUGAAAAAAAAAACUAAUAUUCUUGUUCGUUUCAGCCUUAUGAAUAAAAUUUGUGAUGCGUG
This is a messenger RNA of Phacochoerus africanus (Common warthog), 7749 nucleotides long. It is a transcript of the gene GREB1, whose product is annotated as growth regulating estrogen receptor binding 1. The record is from RefSeq and is a predicted model, not a curated record. The transcript has 34 exons. NCBI's taxonomy places the organism in Eukaryota, Metazoa, Chordata, Mammalia, Artiodactyla, Suidae. The coding region runs from base 118 to 6186 and encodes 2022 amino acids. Gene Ontology annotation, biological process: multicellular organism development.